Molecule: messenger RNA, 2100 nt
Organism: Amorphotheca resinae ATCC 22711
Lineage: Eukaryota; Fungi; Ascomycota; Leotiomycetes; Helotiales; Amorphothecaceae
Exons: 3
Coding region: 1-2100 (699 amino acids)
Biological process (GO): actin cytoskeleton organization
Cellular component (GO): cytoplasm
Source: RefSeq, a predicted model, not a curated record
AUGGCAGACUCUAGUAGAGUAUCGACCUUCCUGCCGACGAUAAAAUGUUCCAUGUGCCUCAGAGACAUCGAGAUCUCCCAGAUGGGAGAUCAUGUAUGCCAGACUCCUGCAAGUUCUGUUGAUCGUUCAGCAACGCCCCCGCCAGAUAAUACUGAUGGAAACCUGGAUCACGCGCCUUACAAGCAGAAUCCUACCAAUGGCCCAAGCUAUCUCAAGCCAGGACGGGCCAUGCCGCCUAUGGUUGAUGUUUCCGCUGCGAACCGUCCCUUCCUUCCGCAAGGCCAACAAUUAACCCCUGUGAGCCUGCCUCCGUCUCGAAGCAUGUCUCCCGUUACUCCCCAUGAGGGACCACGUACCCCCAACGAUAGAUCGCGGUCACCAUUUGGGAGACCAAUUCGGAGUGCAACUGCCCCUAUACGGAGCCCCCCAUCUCCUGAGUACAUGUCAUCAAAUCUGGACAAUCCGUUCCCCCCAUUUCCAACGUCAAGGUCAGCCGCAAAAAGUCAACCUCAACAGGGUAGUGGGUACGGUAGUCUUGGAACAUCACCUGGAAGAGCGGAUCACAUGUACGCCCCGGUUAGCCCGAGAACCGCAAGUAGUGGUGGACUUUUAAAGAGAGUGGACCAGAUUAUCCCCGGGCCUUUUGAUGUCAAUAGUCGCAAGGCGGACGACGCUGCAUCUGAUAGGGGACAUCUCAGACAACGUAGUAUGAAGGAUUCGGCAAUGUCCCUGAGGAUAGCAGAUGCUCCCGACCCUAUGCCACGACCGUCUACAGCAUCUGGUGACGCACCUGGACACUCUCGGACGUUUACCGAUAGCUCGCACGGCUCUAAGUCACAAAUACCCAAGGUUCCAAGGAAGAAUGGCUACGGCGGCUUCGGGCCACCAGCAGGCAAUGAUGACCCUGGAAGUGAGCAUCCUCCCCACCUGGAAGUGAGGUCGCAAACCUUUCCCCUUCAAAAUGAAAGUCAAGAACCAUUGUAUAGGAGGCCGUCAGAGCCUGGUCCAGAAAUGCGCAGACCUUCGACUUCAAAUGGGCCUAACGAAAGGAGACCUAGCGUGAAUGAAAGGGCAAUGGGUAGUUCUCCGGACGGUCGUCGAAGACCAUCGAUGGGUGGACCAGAUUUAACAAGGCCUCUUCCACCACGUGGUACGAGCUUGCUGAGACCAAGACUUGAUGCGAAACCCGGCGAGGUACCCCCUCUCCCAUCCCACGUAAACCUUGCAGCGGAAUUUGGAGUUGGAAAUCCGUAUCACACGCCCACGGAAUCACAGUCUUCGAAUACGUCCGGCUCUAGCCAGGGUAGCAAAGCGAGUUCACGGUCGAGUCCACUAUCAAGCGUUCCUGAUCGGUCGCCCUGGAACGGUUCCGACUCUGCUAAGAUGGACAGUCUCAUGUCUGAGGUAGAGUCAUCGAUUACGGAUCUCCAGCUAGGAGAGCUAAGCUCGAGUCCGUCACCUCCAAGGAAAAUGGAACAAUUUGCACGGCCGCUGGCAAGAACUCUCGAGCCCGCACUUUUCCCUCCAGAGUCGCCUAUAGAUCCUGCAAUCCAUGAAGGAGUCGUCUCGCCAAUCCCAUCACGCAACCCAGCUCGCUCCCAAGCUCCUCUUGAUCUGGACCGCAGACCUACCCCCCGCCGACGCACAACAUCGAAAGGUGAUUGCAAAGGCUGUGGUAAACCUAUCACAGGCAAAUCUGUUUCGUCGGCUGAUGGGCGUCUCACUGGACGGUACCACAAGGAGUGUUUUGUCUGCAACACCUGCUCUCAACCCUUCCAGACUGCGACAUUUUACGUGCUUGACGAUGCACCAUAUUGCGAGCGCCACUACCACACGUUGAAUGGAAGUCUCUGCACAACCUGCGAUAAAGGCAUCGAAGGGCAAUACCUGGAGAGCGAGAGUAAGCAGAAAUUUCAUCCUGCGUGCUUGACUUGUUCAGACUGCAAGCGGAAUUUGCGCCAUGGGUAUUUCGAGAUGAACGGGCGAGUCUACUGCGAGCGGGAUGCAUUCAGGCGGGCUCAACAGGGGCGAUUCUUGGGACCCGGUGGUUCAGCAAGCAAUCGCAUGGAGCGGAGGACGACCAGACUGAUGAUGAUGUGA